AGCAUCUUCGGGGUUUUACUAUUUCUGCCUGCAAAGUUCAAACUAAAGCUCAGGCAUUCUGCUCCAUUCCACGCCCCCCUCCCGGCGUGGCCCCCAACUCCCUCUCUCUCUCUCUCUCUCUCUCUCUCGGAGACACAAUGAAGGUCAAAGUAAUCUCACGCUCCACGGACGAAUUCACUCGAGAACGAAGCAAAGAUCUCCAGAGAGUGUUCCGGAACUAUGACCCGAACCUUCGGCCCCAAGAAAAGGCGGUGGAGUACGUGCGAGCUCUUAACGCUGCGAAAUUAGACAAGAUUUUUGCAAGGCCGUUUAUUGGAGCAAUGGACGGGCAUAUAGAUGCAAUUUCGUGUAUGGCAAAGAACCCGAAUAAUUUGAAAGGAAUAUUUUCUGGCUCAAUGGAUGGAGAUAUUCGCCUAUGGGAUAUUGCUUCCAGGCGAACAGUUUCUCAAUUUCUUGGUCACCAAGGUGCAGUACGAGGUCUGACAGCAUCUACAGAUGGACGUGUUCUUGUAUCAUGUGGCACUGAUUGCACUGUCAGGCUUUGGAAUGUACCUGUUGCCACUCUUAAGGAGUCAUAUGAAUCUUCUGAUAACUCUGUCAAGCCACUGGAAGUUUAUGUUUGGAAGAAUGCAUUUUGGGCUGUUGAUCACCAAUGGGAUGGGGGUUACUUUGCCACAGCUGGUGCUCAAGUGGAUAUAUGGAACCACAAUAGGUCUCAGCCUGUAAGGAGUUUUGAAUGGGGAACUGACACUGUGAUAUCUGUUCGAUUCAAUCCUGGAGAACCAAAUCUCUUGGCAACAUCAGCUAGUGAUCGCAGCAUAACACUCUACGAUUUGCGCAUGUCAUCCCCAACGAGGAAAUUAAUUAUGCAGACAAAAACUAAUUCUAUUUGUUGGAACCCAAUGGAGCCAAUGAACUUCACAGCUGCUAAUGAGGACAGCAACUGUUAUAGCUAUGAUGCUAGGAAACUUGAUGAAGCCAGAAUGGUUCACAAAGAUCAUGUUUCUGCAGUGAUGGAUAUAGAUUACUCACCAACUGGUCGAGAAUUUGUUACUGGAUCUUAUGAUAGAACAGUGAGAAUAUUCCAGUUUAAUGGUGGCCACAGCAGGGAAAUCUAUCACACACAGAGGAUGCAGAGGGUAUUCUGUGUCAAGUUUAGCUGCGAUGCAAGUUAUAUUAUUUCCGGGAGUGAUGAUACCAACCUCAGGCUUUGGAAGGCUAAAGCAUCAGAACAAAUGGGAGUACUUCUCCCAAGGGAAAGGAAAAAGCAUGACUAUCACGAGGCUGUCAAGAAUCGCUACAAACACCUCCCCGAGGUCAAGCGUAUUUUGAGGCAUAGGCACUUACCAUUACCAAUAUACAAGGCUGCUGCUCUGAGGCGCACCAUGACUGAAGCUGCUAGGAAGAAAGAAGAGAGAAGAAAAGCUCACAGUGCUCCUGGAAGCAUUUCAACGCGACCAUUACGUAAAAGAAGAAUCAUCACAGAAGUUGAGUAAAUAUUUAUGCGAAAGGUGCAUUUGGGUAGCGUGCUUGCUCGUAUAUGGUUAUCUCUGGUUGGAUUCUCAAUCGAAAAAAGUGGGUUUGAUUUCCAUUGGAAGGUUUCCUCUUCAGCUCAAGACUUGGUUCCAUGGGUUGCGUAAACCUUCAAAUUCCCAAUUCUGUUGCCUACCGUGAUCCAAAGGAAGAAAGACUUUCAAGGCCUUCACAUGUAACAGUUUUGAUAGAUCCGGUAAAGUGAUAAUGUAUAAUGUGCAAAAUUCAGUUUAAUUGUCAAUGGGGAGGAAAAUUGCUGC
Messenger RNA from Juglans microcarpa x Juglans regia, 1793 nucleotides. RefSeq names its product DDB1- and CUL4-associated factor 13. The coding region runs from base 138 to 1496 and encodes 452 amino acids. Gene Ontology annotation, cellular component: small-subunit processome; nucleolus. Gene Ontology annotation, molecular function: protein binding. Lineage: Eukaryota; Viridiplantae; Streptophyta; Magnoliopsida; Fagales; Juglandaceae. The record is from RefSeq and is a predicted model, not a curated record. Gene Ontology annotation, biological process: maturation of SSU-rRNA from tricistronic rRNA transcript (SSU-rRNA, 5.8S rRNA, LSU-rRNA). The transcript has 17 exons.